UACUGUUGAUGGUGAUAUUCUAUAUAGAUUAAAAUAUUCCUUAAUGAAGGAAUAUUCCCUAAGGAUCUUCAGUUACACUUCACUUAUUCAAUAUAAUUUACUUAUCUUCUUAUUUGUGCUCGUAUUUUCUUCUCCUCUGUAUAUUAUUAAACUGGGAGAAUCUAUAACAUUAAUACAACACAAUCUCAUUCGAUAUAUGCUCAUUUUCUUAAGGUUCCAUCUUGGUUGUCGUGAAGAGAAAGAAACCGAGAGUGAACGAGGGAAAAGAAAGAGAGAAAAGUGUGUUUUGGGCUUCUUGUUUGUGGCCAACGCCGGCGUUUGACGACUGAGCCUUUCACAGCUUCGACGGUUUGGGUUGUGGCGGCGCAAAGGGUCACUCGCUCACAGGUUUUCCUUCCUUACUACUCUUUCUUUUAGGUUUUACUUGAGAGCGAUUGUUAUGGGUAAGAGAAGAUUGGAAGAGGGAGAACAACGCUGCUCCAAUGUGUUCGUGUCUUUCUCAAAGAGGCGCAAAGGGCUUUUCCAGAAGGCGGGCGAGUUGUGCAUCCAGUGCAGCGCACAAGUUGCCAUUGUCGUCCUAUCUCCGACGGGUAAUCCUUUCGCUUUCGGGCACGCUUCGGUGGUUGAGGUUCUUCACCAUUAUCUUUGUCAAACGGUGAUCAAUCCCAGCUUCAUCACUGAUGAACACAGACACCAGAACCAGAUAAUCGAAGGCCUCAAGUUUAGCCUAAAACAGGAGCAGAAAAGAGAGGGUCUUGAUGAGGAGAGUAAGGUGGUGUUGGGACUCAAGGAGUGGAUUGAGAAAGAGUUUGAGGACUGUAAGACUACUACUUUUGUGGAAGAUUUGGAGGGUUUGAAGCAAAAAUAUGUGGUGUUUCUUGACCAAAUCACUCAGAGAAUAUUGGGGUUUUGAAGUUCUACUUCGUCCGUGGAAAGCGGAAAAUAUGUUGCUAUUACCAACGAUGAAUGUGGCUGCACUCCUUUUGAUGAAGAAAAUUUUGGUAUUUCGUUAUCUAAUUUAUGGUCUUGAGAUAAGUUUAAUUUAGCUACUUUUAUAUCAUAUUAUGCAUUCAUUUUUUUUCUCUAGUUUUACUAAUAGUUAGCCAAUAUAGCAGCUUAAGGUGGUGGUGUAUAUGAAAUUAGUAUAUUCAUUGUCUAGAAAGUGUAGAGGAGGAUGUUAUUAGAGCAAAGAAACAUAUUUGAGUUAUGACAAAUAUUCAUCUUUCUCUGAUUUUGUUUAAAUUUGUAAUUUUUUGAUAAGUUUCAUGCUUAUAAAGGAGAUAUUUGGCUAUU
This is a messenger RNA of Humulus lupulus (European hop), 1293 nucleotides long. RefSeq names its product agamous-like MADS-box protein AGL28. NCBI's taxonomy places the organism in Eukaryota, Viridiplantae, Streptophyta, Magnoliopsida, Rosales, Cannabaceae. The coding region runs from base 440 to 913 and encodes 157 amino acids. Gene Ontology annotation, biological process: regulation of transcription by RNA polymerase II. The record is from RefSeq and is a predicted model, not a curated record. Gene Ontology annotation, molecular function: DNA-binding transcription factor activity, RNA polymerase II-specific; RNA polymerase II cis-regulatory region sequence-specific DNA binding; protein dimerization activity. The transcript is spliced from 2 exons.